GAUUAAUAUUAAUUAUGUGGCAGGGAGACCGUCUUUGGCGCCCCAAUUUUGGCACCAGUCGUCAAAAGGACCGGCAACACUGUCUCAACAACACAGCACAAGCUUUUUAGCUAAUUAGACAUGUCUUGGCAUGUGGUAUCUAGUGACGUCCACGUGACCUUAUAUUUCAUGCUGUUUGCAUCCUUGUACACCUUAGCAGCCAAGGGUUUAGCACUAUAGUGCUACGUAAUUAGUUAACAUAUGUAAAUACAUUUGAUAUGUGCAAAACACUUAUGCUCAGCUGACCCCUGUUUUACGACGCCUACAGGAAAUGGGGAGUUAUUAGUGAUUUUGAAUGAGACCAAGAUGGAGGCCAUACCUGCUCCAAUAAAUUUAAUAGAGAAAUCGUGGAUUUUUUAAAAUCGGACAGAGAGUAGAUGUUAAUUGUAGGCGUGGUGUGUAUUGUUAGUCUAUGAUCAGUUAAUUAAUGAACUAUAGACCACCAUUGUCUUUACUUGCUGUCCGUUGACUGUGUGUGUUUGAGCUACAGUGUACAUACAGUCAUCUUCUAAGGUCAACUAGUGCAGGUACAGUAUUGCAGUGUUUUGCACUGAUCCAUUCAUCUUUAGAAGGAUUAAUUAUUUGAAAAUUACAGAUGGCAUCAUGUGUUGAACUUGAAGACAAACAUGCUCAUGUUUUGCAAGCUAGACUUUGCACUACAGCUGGUGUUGUCGAAUCUCAGGAUGAUGAAUUUUACCAUUAUGUAUUGGAAGGGCUGAGCAAGAAACAACUAUGUCUUAACAGCAAGCAUCUAUAUGAUGACAAGGGAUCUCUACUAUUUGAGGAUGUGUGUGAGCUGGAUGAAUACUAUUUGACAAGAACAGAACUGGCCAUCUUGGAGCAGAACAUUGAUGAAAUAUCUUGUGUCAUUGGUCCCAAUGCUAUUGUUUUGGAGCCUGGCAGUGGUGCUGGAGUGAAGAUCAAAUUACUGUUGAAGGCUCUUCAGUCUCCGUCUGCAUAUGUACCAAUUGAGAUUUCUAGCGAUGCACUGAAGAGGAGCACUGAGAUCUUGCAGAAAGAAUUUCCAAAUCUUGCAAUUUAUCCGGUAUGUGGGGACUUUGCAAGCCACAAUGAGCUUCCACUUGACUUGUGUCAUUAUUAUCGAAUUGUCUUUUUCCCUGGAUCAACUAUUGGCAAUUUUGAUGUUCCUGAAUUUGUUCGUGUUCUGGCGACAUUUGCUGGUCUUGCUGGCAAUGAUGGUGGCUUACUGAUUGGUGUUGACUUGGACAAGGAUCCUGAUGCUUUCCUCAAAGCAUACAAUGAUUCUAAGGGAGUCAGUGCAGCAUUUGCAUUGAACAUUUUGACUCGCAUUAACAGAGAGCUUGGUGGAACAUUUGACCGUGACAAAUUUGAGUACUUGGUUGAGUACAAUGAAAAAAUGCAUCGAAUAGAGGUACGUCUCUCUUCAAGGGUCGAUCAGCUUGUUCAUGUACGUGGUCACUCAUUUCAGUUUAGGAAGGGAGAGUCACCUUUUGUUGGAUAUAUCUAUAAGUUCCGCAUUGCCGAGUUUUGCGACCGUUUGGCAGCUCAUGGCUUUCAAGUUCAAAAGAGUUGGACAGACGACAAGAAAUACUUUGCUGUUAUCUACUGUAACCGAGAUGGUCGACCAUCAUCAUUGUAUGACCCUGAUGUUAUUGCUGAUUCUUAUAAGAAAACAUGGUCUCGGUCUGAUCAACUGUUCAAUAUGUUGAUGUCUGAUGGACUGGUUCAGCAACCGAUUGAGGUUCAACGUCCUUUCAUCUUCUAUCGUGGCCACCUGCCAGGAUUUGCAUAUAUUCAGACCAACUGCAUGAUUCUAGGCAAGGAGGCGUUUUCACCUGAGCUGAAUGCCAUAUUUGAACGAGGUAUCGAUCCCGAAGUCACGAACCCACUUCAGUGUCACAAGCACAGUGACAUUCCACGCCAAUGGCCGACAGCUGCAGAAGUGGAGAAAUAUCUGCAACAAUGUCGUAAGGAGAUCCUGGUUGGAAUCAUUCCACUCAUUGUCAAAGAAGAAAAGGAGUCUACUACAAUGACUCCAUGGAUACGUGGAGGUCGUGUACAUUGUUUUACUAUUGAACACGAGAAGAUGCACCAAGAGACAUUGAUGCACAUGUACAUGCAACUGGAUGUCAAGUACAAACGACCUCAUAAUGACAUCAAGUUUGAUUUUAUGGCCCAAACAAUGACAGAGCCUAAGGUAGUGGCUAUACCUAAAGGGUCUGUUCGACUAGGAGCUGAUUUUUCUACAUCUCCAUUUGGAUGGGACAACGAGUUUCCUUCAUUUGUUGUCAACGUUACUGCUUUCCAAAUCGAUCGUUAUCCAGUUUCAAACGGAGAGUUUCAUGAGUUUGUCUCAUCUGGUGGCUAUGAUAAUUCAUGUCACUGGUUGGAAGAGGAGUGGAAAUGGAAGCAGAAGGCGGGCAUGAAACAUCCAAUAUCCUGGUGUAUCCAUGAUGGCCAGGUUUUUAUUCGUACCUUGUUUGGUAUCGAGAUACCACUUGCUGUAGGAUCAAGCUGGCCUGUGUGUGUAACAUGGGCCGAGGCUUGUGCAUAUGCUCACUGGAAGGGAGGCCGUCUACCGAGUGAAGCAGAAUGGUGUCGUGCAGCAUAUGGCAGUCCCAGUGGAGACGAUGGCCGAGCAUAUCCUUGGGGCAACGAAACACCAACUUCAGAGCAUGGCAACUUCAACUGGCAUUCGUGGUCUCCCAUGCCAAUUGGAUCUCAUCCAAAAGGAAAAUCAGCAUGGGAAGUUGAAGAUCUUAUCGGAGAUGGAUGGGAAUGGACAGGAACACCGUUUGAUCCAUAUGAAGGAUUUGAGCCAAUGAGCAACUACCCUCUAUACUCUGUCGAUUUCUUUUCAAACUCCGACGUCUACCUGGAGAAGCACUAUGUGCUGAAAGGCGGCAGCUUUGUCACUUCUUCUGACUUGGUUCGAAGGUCAUUUCGUAAUUUUUACCAGUCUCAUUAUCCAUACAUGUUUACCACGUUUCGAUUGGUUUACGAAGAAUGAGCUUCUUUGUGACAUUGACCAGUUGCAGUUUUGUUGCUUUUUGAUAGACCGAUCAGUUGUAUACUGUACUUGUGUGACUUUGUUGUUUACUGGUCAUGUUGGUGUGACUGGAACUUUAGCUAAUGGAUCAGUUUUGUGGUGUGUCGAUCACACUUGUGUUGUCUCUCAUGAUCACAUCAGGAGGCUUUCCUUUUGGUGCUUGGUGUCCAGUUAACAGA
This is a messenger RNA of Corticium candelabrum, 3249 nucleotides long. RefSeq lists its product as uncharacterized. The transcript has 6 exons. Lineage: Eukaryota; Metazoa; Porifera; Homoscleromorpha; Homosclerophorida; Plakinidae. The record is from RefSeq and is a predicted model, not a curated record. Bases 635 to 3031 code for a protein of 798 amino acids.